CCUUGGGAUCUGAGUAUGGAACCCCCAGGCCCCCAGAAGCGGCCGCUGGGCGGCGCCGCCGAGGUCCAGAUGUGCCAAGCUAUCUUCCCUUCCCACGCCAACCACCGUGGGGAGCUGAGCGCCGGCCAGCUGCUCAAGUGGAUUGACACCACCGCCUGCCUGGCAGCUGAAAAACAUGCUGGAGUCUCCUGUGUCACAGCAUCAAUGGAUGACAUACAGUUUGAAGAGACAGCCAGGGUUGGACAGAUCAUCAAUAUCAAGGCUAAAGUCAUCAGAGCAUUCAACACUAGCAUGGAGGUUGGCAUUAAAGUCAUAGUACAAGACACAUUUACUAGAACUCAGAAACUCAUUAGUGUGGCAUUUUCUACGUUUGUAGCUAAACCAGUUGGAGAAGAAAAGGUUCAUCUAAAGCCAGUGACCCUCCUGACAGAACAAGAUCAAGUGGAGCAUGAUCUGGCUUCGGAGAGAAGGAAAGUCAGACUCCAGCAGGAGGACACCUUCCAAAGCCUGAUGAAGGACAGCAGCAAGUUUGAUGAUGUCAUCUGUGAUAGAGAGGAUGAUACGGUUUCAACUGGUGAUACCUGGGUACAGAGCAUUGAACUUGUCCUUCCACCCCAUGCAAACCAUCAUGGAAAUACAUUUGGGGGCCAGAUUAUGGCUUGGAUGGAAACAGUGGCUAACAUUUCAGCAAGCCGCCUCUGUGGCUCACAUCCCAUUCUAAAGUCGGUGGAUAUGUUUAAAUUUUGGGGACCAUCUACUGUUGGUGAUCACCUUGUCUCCAAUGCCAUUGUGAACAAUACUUUUCAGAACUGGGUUGAAGUCGGGGUUCGUGUUGAGGCCUACAACUGUGAUGAAUGGUCCAAAGGCCAAGGCCGGCACAUCAACAGUGCUUUUCUCAUUUAUUAUGCUGUUGAUGAUAAUGAAGAACUCAUCAUGUUCCCCAGAGUCAAGCCUAUUUCAAAGGAUGAUGUUAGAAGGUAUCAUGGGGCUAUUGUACGUAAGAGAAUACGACUUGGCAGGAAAUAUGUUAUUCCUCACAAAGAAGAUAUUCCACUUUGUGUUCACUGGGAUGCAAGCAACCAGGCAUACUUGAGUCACAGCAAUGUGGAUGCUCUCAAAGCCCUGGCAGCCAAAAGUGGUUGGGAAGUCACCAGUGCUAUGGGAAAGGUCAAAAUGCAUACCUUGGAGGAGAGGGAUGUUUUGUCAGUCUGGGUAGAAAUGCAAGUGGAGAAACCGACUAAAUUGGUUUUUGGCUCCCUAUCUGACUUCACGAUGCGGCCUCAGUGGGACCCCCAUUACUUGUCUUGUGAGGUCAUAGACUGGGUGAGCAAUGAUGACACAAUAUAUCAUAUCACCUGUCCAAAAGUGAGUAGCAGCAAACCCAUAGAUCUGGUUGUCCUUGUAUCACGAAAAAGACCUGCUAAAGAUAGUAACACUUAUGUAGUAGCAAUGAAGUCCAUCACCCUGGCAUCUGUCCCACCUUCUCCGCAGUACACCAGAAGUGAGGUCGCAAGUGCAGGAUUCCUGAUACAGGCUGUGGACAGCAGCUCCUGCACGGUAUCAUACCUGAAUCAAAUUUCUUCUAGCACCCUACCUUAUUUUGCUGGAGAUAUUGGUGGCUGGUCAAGCACCAUUGAGGAAACAGCUACUUCAUGUAUCCAGUUCAUAGAAGAAGCAACUAAUGACAGAUUUAUCAACAAAUAAUAUUUUAAAUAGUCCAGCUCUUA
Vombatus ursinus (common wombat) is the source of this 1727-nucleotide messenger RNA. RefSeq names its product acyl-CoA thioesterase 12 (gene ACOT12). Gene Ontology annotation, cellular component: extracellular exosome. Gene Ontology annotation, molecular function: lipid binding; acetyl-CoA hydrolase activity. The record is from RefSeq and is a predicted model, not a curated record. Lineage: Eukaryota; Metazoa; Chordata; Mammalia; Diprotodontia; Vombatidae.